CGCAUAUUUAGGUAAGACUACCUUCUCUCUCUCGCUCAAGAAAAAAAUAAAAAUAAAUCUUAUGAUUUCUGUCGUCUCCUCCAAUAGACGUCACUCGUGUCACCGUCUUCGCUGCUUGAAUUUCCAUAAAGCGUAAGGCCGUGGCCGUCACUUGCGCUACUCCGGCACCACCUCCACCCUCCCUCCCAAUCCCUCGCCGCCUGCUAACUCGCUGCCAGCUCUAUAUUGCUUAGCCGGCGUUUCUUAAGUCCCCGUAUUGCAUUCUUGUGGAAGCAGACACCUACCCCGCACUCCACCAUGCCUGGCUUAGCGGAAAAGAAGACGCACUUCAAGACCAUCCAGAAAUUCAAGGCCGACUAUGCUCCCGCCGAGUUUUCGCAGUACGAGUCCGCCAGGACCGGCAUGAGGGUCGUCGUCGUUGACCGGAAAGGUCCCAAGGUCAACGGCUACUUUGCGCUUGCCACCGAGAUCCACGAUGAUUCCGGCGCCCCUCAUACCCUAGAGCACCUUUGCUUCAUGGGUUCCAAGAGCUACAAGUACAAGGGCGUCCUCGACCGCCUUGCUACGAGAGCUUAUUCCAACACCAACGCCUGGACCGCAACCGACCACACUGCCUACACCCUGGAUACGGCGGGCUGGGACGGCUUUGCCCAGAUCCUCCCCGUCUACCUGGAACACGUUCUCCUCCCUACCCUGACCGAUGAGGGCUGCUACACCGAAGUCCACCACGUUGACGGCACCGGCCAAGAUGCCGGUGUCGUGUACUCUGAAAUGCAGGGUGUGCAGAACACUCAGGGGGAGCUCAUGGAGCUUCACGCUCGCCGCCUGCUCUACCCCGAAGGCAACGGCUUCCGUUACGAAACUGGUGGCAUGAUGGAUCAGCUCCGCGUCCUUUCUGCCGACCGCAUCCGCGAGUUCCACAAGGAGAUGUACCAACCGAAGAACCUCUGUCUUGUCAUCACCGGCGAGGUGAAUCAUGAAAACCUGCUUGAGAUUCUUGACAAGUUCGAAGACGGAAUCGUUGACGAGAUGCCCUCGCUAGACGCGCCUUUCAAGAGGCCGUGGGUCGAAUCGGACCCGACUCGCCCGCUUUCCAAGACUAUCGUUGAUACCGUUGAAUUCCCAGAAGCAGACGAGUCUUCUGGUGAAAUCUUGAUAGGGUUCUUUGGUCCCAACUGCAAUGACAUUGUCAAUGGAACGGCUAUGGAUGUGCUUCUUACGUACUUGGCCGAGUCUUCAGUCUCUCUCCUCGAGAAUCUCAUCGUGGAGAAGGAGCAGCUUGCUAGCGCAGUCUGGUACCAGACUGACACCCGCCCGGAUGUCGUAGUCUGGUUCACUCUGAGCAGUGUUGCCACCGAUAAGCUUGGACAGGUGGAGAAGAGGUUUUUCGAGAUCCUAAAGGACGCCGCUUCCAAGCCUCUCGACAUGGACUACAUGAGCGAGUGCAUCAGCAGACUGAAGCGUCAGGUCAUGCUGACGACGGAGAACUCGCUCGACCGCUUCGCCGAUGCAAUCAUUCAGGACCACCUUUUCGGCAACCGCGACGGCUCGACUUUGCACGCGUCUUUGAGCUCGCUGGCCGUGUUCGAGGAGCUGAGGCAGUGGUCCGAUAAGCAGUGGCGGGAUUUCCUGUCCAAGUGGCUGUCGGAUGCUCACCACGUUUCCAUUCUGGGCGUGCCGUCGAAGAAGCUGUCCAAGAAGCUCAAGAGCGACGAAAAGGCCCGCGUCAAGGCUCAGCAGGACCGCCUCGGCGAGGAGGGUCUCAAGAAGCUUGCCGAGAAGCUGGAAGAGGCGAAGGCGGAAAAUGACAAGCCCAUCCCGCCCGAGAUUCUGGACUCGUUCAAGGUUCCUGGUACCGACUCAAUCCACUUCAUCCCCUCUCAGACCGCUCGCUCCGGCCUCGCGCGGAAGAUGGGCGUGGAGCAAAAUGAGGCGCAGGUGCACAUUGACCAGGACAAGAGCGACAUUCCCUUGUUCAUGCACUUCGAAUCAAUACCGACAAACUUUGUGCACCUCAGCCUCGUGCUGUCCACCGGCUCGGUCCCUCUCCACCUGAAGCCGCUCAUGCCCGUGUACAUCAACAACUUCUUCACGACGCCGAUUGAGCGCGACGGCAAGCGCAUCGAGUUCGAGCAGGUGGUGACGGAGCUGGAGAAGGACACGGUGACGUACCGGAUCGACGCGGGCUCGUCCAUCAGCAACUCGGAGCUGCUGCGCAUCAAGUUCGCCGUCGACCGCGAGAAGUAUUCGACGGCCAUCAGCUGGCUGAAGGACAUGCUGUUCCACAGCGUCUUCGACGUCGAGCGCCUCAAAGCCACGCUCACCAAGAUGCUCGCCGACAUCCCCGAGGAGAAGCGCAGCGGCCACGACAUGGCGUACGCCGUCGACUCGAUGAUCCACUACGCGCCCAACUCGUCGAGCCGCACGCAGAACACGCUCGUCAAGGCGCUGUACCUGAAGCGCAUCAACAAGCUGCUAGCGACGGACCCGGCGUCGGUGAUUGGGCGCCUGGAAGAGCUGCGCACGACGCUGCUGCGCUUCUCGAACAUGCGCGUGCUCGUCGUGGCCGACGUGCCGAAGCUCGCGGCGCCCGUCUCAGCAUGGACGCCCUUCCUCACAAGCCUGGACACGACGCAGCCGCUCGCGCCCAUCGACAGCCGCAAAGCGGCGCUCAGCGACGCGGCGCGCUCCCCGGGCGCGCUGUGCUACGUGGUGCCGAUGGCGACGGUGGACAGCUCGUACGCACUCUUCACGGCGCGCGGGCCAGACUCGUACGAGCACGCGCAGCUGCCCGCGCUCAUGGUGGCGCUGGCGUACCUUGAAGCGGUCGAGGGGCCGCUCUGGGUCGCGGUGCGCGGCACGGGGCUCGCGUACGGCACGUCGUUUGCGCGCGGCACCGACACGGGGCUCCUGGGCUACCGCAUCUACCGCAGCCCGGACUCGUACAAGGCCUACGACGUCAGCCGCAAGGUCGUCGAGGCGUUUAUUUCCGGCGAGAGGCCCUUCGAGCGCCAUGCCCUUGAGGGCGCCAUCAGCACGAUUGUCGAGGGCUUCGCCGACGAGCAGCCCACCAUGGUCAGUGCCGCGGCGCUGGGCUUCGUCAACCAGGUCGUCAAGGGCAUCCCUAAGGACUGGAACCGCGGCAUGCUGGAGAAGGUGCGCAAGGUUGGCGUCGAGCAGAUCAAGGACGUGCUGCGCGACUUUGUGCUCCCGAUUUUCGUGCCCGGGAAGUGCAAUGUCGUUGUGUCGUGCGCGACGCUUAUGGAGGAGAACCUCGUCACCAACCUCAAAGCCGUGGGCUUCAAGCCCGAAGUCCGCACCCUAGCCUCCUUCCAGGACGACUACGGCCUGAAGCUCGAAGGCGAUGAAGACGAAGCCGAAGAGGAGAGUGAGGAGGAGGACGAAGACGACGACGAUGACGACGAGGACGAUGACAGCAGUGGUGAGGACGAGAGCGAGGAUGAGUAGGAGUAGGAGUAGUAACAGUAGUAGUGAUAGUAGUAGCAGUGAUGGGAGUAGCAGAAGCGUGAGACGGGGUUGAGUGAGUGCGCUGUUAGAGGGACGAGCGGGUAGAUUAUCAUGGUCGUUUAUACAUCAAUUGGAGCAGUAAAGCCACG
Aplosporella prunicola CBS 121167 is the source of this 3617-nucleotide messenger RNA. RefSeq lists its product as uncharacterized. Gene Ontology annotation, biological process: proteolysis. The record is from RefSeq and is a predicted model, not a curated record. The transcript has 3 exons. Gene Ontology annotation, molecular function: metal ion binding. Bases 298 to 3468 code for a protein of 1056 amino acids. NCBI's taxonomy places the organism in Eukaryota, Fungi, Ascomycota, Dothideomycetes, Botryosphaeriales, Aplosporellaceae.